Chiloscyllium plagiosum (whitespotted bambooshark) is the source of this 5685-nucleotide messenger RNA. RefSeq names its product anoctamin 6 (gene ano6). Gene Ontology annotation, molecular function: chloride channel activity; protein dimerization activity. The record is from RefSeq and is a predicted model, not a curated record. Lineage: Eukaryota; Metazoa; Chordata; Chondrichthyes; Orectolobiformes; Hemiscylliidae. Gene Ontology annotation, biological process: calcium activated phosphatidylcholine scrambling; calcium activated phosphatidylserine scrambling; chloride transmembrane transport. Gene Ontology annotation, cellular component: plasma membrane.
CCUGAGGGUUAUUAUCAAAAGGUUACUGUGUGUCCCAAGAGCUUGCUGUGACGCUACACUCUUUCCGCUGUUGUUGAUUCCACAGAUGGGCGGACACAAUGCACGAAACCAAAGCCAAAGAAAAGAGAGAAGCCACUCAGAAGUAUGCAGAGCCUGAGAGAUUCCCUCAAAGUUUUGUUUGCGGAAGCGUGCGAUCGCCUGAAAUUCCUGGCGGAGAGUGACGGCCGAACGGGGUGGGGUCUGGACUGAGUUUGUGUCGCCGUGCGGGGGCUCCUUGUUUCUCUUCACAGACUCUCCACAGACAUCGAGAGGAAAACAAUAUUAUUUUUGCUUUGGUUUGUUUUGUGUUUUGGGGCAGACUGAGGGUCUCCUGUUGUUACCUGGAGACUGAUCUCCGAGGCGGGAGACAUUCCCCUUUCUGCCUGAUGUGAGGGAGGACACUACUUUAUGGUUUGAUUUUUAAAUUUUUUUUUAAAAAAGAAGUGUACUUUCAGCCUACGCCAAGGUCCGUAUAACAAGAAAAAAUAUUUUUAUACAAAAAGUAUUCAAGAUGACGGAUGUAGAUUCGGACGAGGAACAAUUGGAGAUGGAAGAAUUCCCUGAGGGAGAUGAGGAGCUUUUUGAACAAUCCUACAUCCCCAACUAUGGAACAAUACCAGGAGAGCAAGAGCAUCUGCCAACUGAGUUGGGUCCAUAUAGAAAAGAGGCAACUUACUUAUUUGGUCCAAUGUCUGGGCUACUCAAUGCGAAUGGUGCAGGAUUCAUGAGCAAAUUCAUGGUUGAGUUUGAUGGGAAUGAAGACUCUAUCUUUUUUGCUGAUGGCCAACGUCGAAUUGAUUUUGUAUUGGUUUAUGAAGAGGAGCGCAGAAAACCAGGAGACAAAAAGCGAAUGAGAUCAAUUCUAAGCAGAAAGAGAAAAAGAGCAUUUUUUCAAGAAAACUUAAUGAAAGAAGGCAUACAGAUUGAAGCGACAAAAUCAGUUAUGGAUCACAGCCUUAUUUUUCUGAAACUCCAUGGACCAUGGGAUCUUCUCUGUCGUUAUGCUGAACUCCUUCACAUCAAGCUACCUCUACAUUCCAAUGAUAUAAAACAGAAACCCUCCACAUUCAACUGCAUCACUAAGAUUUUCUCAGUGGAUGAAGACAAAAUUCCACCAGAACCUGAAUAUUUCACUGCGCCUUUUGAGAUGGACCGUAUUAAAAGUUUCCAAAUGGAUGAUCAUGAUUCAUUCUUCUCACCAGCAACAAGAAGCAGAAUAGUCCAGUAUAUUCUGAACCGCUGCGAAUAUAAAAAAGGAAAUCGAAACAAAUUUGGCAUCACCAAACUUUUGGACUCAAAGACAUACAGUGCAGCUUACACCCUCCAUGAUUGUAAGUUCAAUCAGAAAUCGUUAGACCCGUUAUGCCCCAAUGAGAGAUACCUUUUGUAUGAGGAGUGGGCACAUCCCAAGAACUUUUACAAACUGCAACCUCUGGAUCUCAUCAGGAAGUAUUUUGGCGAGAAGAUUGGAAUCUACUUUGCUUGGCUUGGUUUCUAUACAGGGAUGCUGGCCAUUGCUGGAUUUGCAGGACUUGUCUGUUUUAUUUUUGGAAUACUGACUCUGGAUUACAAUACAUGGAGUCAGGAAGUGUGUGAUCCUGAGAUUGGAGGUCGUAUGAUCAUGUGUCCCCAGUGUGAUCGAGAUUGUAGUUAUUGGAGACUCAAUAUUACUUGUGAAUCAUCGAGGAAAUUAUCUGUAUUUGACAACUAUGGAACUCUAGCCUAUGCAGUGUUUAUGGGAAUUUGGGUGACCGUGUUUCUGGAAUUCUGGAAACGCCGGCAGGCUACAUUGGAGUAUGAGUGGGACACUGUAGAACUGGAACAGGAAGAGCCACGGCGACCAGAAUAUGAAGCAAAAUGCACUAUUCCAAAAAAAAAUCCAAUCACACAAGAAGAAGAGUUGGUUCCUUACUCAGCCUGUGGAAAAUGUAUGCGACUGGUUUGUGGUGGAAGCACAGUUCUUUUCUGGAUCUCAUUAAUUAUUGCCUCAGUAGUUGCCAUUAUUGUCUAUCGGUUGGCUGCCUUUUUGAACUUCUCUGCCAAGCUGCCCACGGCAAUAGAUGACAAUCUGGAACCUCUCAAAGACUACCUGACUCCACAGAUGGCAACUUCUGUAACAGCAUCUCUCAUUAACUUUUUGUUCAUUAUGAUUUUGAAUAUUCUUUAUGAGAGAGUCGCAAUAUGGAUCACUGACUUUGAGCUUCCAAGAACACAGACAGACUAUGAAAACAGUCUAACUGUGAAGAUGUUUCUCUUCCAAUUUGUCAACUACUAUUCCUCUUGCUUCUACAUUGCUUUCUUCAAAGGCAAGAUUGUGGGUUAUCCUGGAGAACCAGUUUACUGGUUGGGACGAUUCAGAAAUGAAGAGUGUGACCCAGGAGGCUGCCUUGUAGAAUUGUCAACUCAGCUGCUGAUUAUAAUGGGAGGAAAAGCAAUAUGGAACAAUGUUCAAGAAGUUCUCAUUCCGUGGUUAAAGAACCUUAUUGGUCGGUGUCGUGCAAAAUCAGAAGAGAAACUCCCCCGAUGGGAACAAGACUAUCGGCUGCAAUCCAUCUCAAAGUUGGGCUUAUUUUAUGAAUACCUGGAAAUGGUUAUACAGUUUGGUUUUGCUACCAUCUUUGUGGCAUCAUUCCCUCUGGCGCCUCUGCUGGCACUGAUUAAUAACAUCAUCGAAAUACGAGUAGAUGGUUGGAAAAUGACCACACAGUUUCGACGGAUUCUGGCAGCCAAAGCGCAAGAUAUUGGAGCCUGGUUGCCAAUCCUGCACGGAGUGGCUGUUUUUGCAGCUGUGACAAAUGCACUGAUCAUUGCAUUUACAUCAGAUAUGAUUCCCAGGCUUGUGUACUAUUGGGCACUGUCUGUGCAACCCUUUGGAGCACACAACAGCUCGACCAUGCAAGGUUACAUCAAUACGACUCUCUCUGUUUUCAGUAUUGCUGACUUCACAAGUCUCAGCAAGCCCAAGAAUACACCGCCCUGGUUUGACCGUGAAAAUGCUACCACCUGCAGGUACCGAGACUUGCGAUAUCCUCCUGGUCACCCUCUACAGUAUUAUCAUAGCCUUUAUUUCUGGCAUAUAAUGGCCGCCAAAUUGGCUUUUAUUAUUAUUAUGGAGCACAUUGUAUUUACAGUGAGUUUCCUUGUCUCUUACUGCAUUCCUGACGUACCAAAACACAUUAAAGAGCAAAUUAAGCGGGAGAGGUAUCUGACACAGAAGCUUCUGCAUGAAUCUCAACUUACAGACUGGCAUAACAAAAUGGCAGAAACUGCCAAAACUAUAAUGAAGGGUCCAGUGAGCACGAAAUCUGCAGACAUGGAUGUAUAAACACUUGUGACACAAAUCUGUAAUUUUUUUAUCUUACAUUUUUUAAAAGGAGGUUUGGAGAUUUUUUAAAUUGUUUGAUUCCAAGACACAUUUUGUUUUGUACAAUCCUUAAAAAAAGAACUGUUCUGUAUUUUGUUUGUCAUUUGACCCACUGCAUUUUGUAAUACUGAUACCGAUGGUUGGUGCAGGAGGUUUCAGGAGUUCACAUUUGUUAUAUUUACAAAGGGUUGACAAAUAUGACACCUUAAAAAUAUCAUGGUGUUAUCCUGGACCUUUUUAGAAUAUGAAAAAGGAAUGUAAUGACUAAAAAACUGAGCAAAAAAGUGGUAGGAAAGAGUGGUCGCAGUGAGCAAAGAUGUGGUAGCCUUGAUUUUUGGAUUAUUUUCAGCUGAAAAUUGAGCAAAAUUGCUAUUGCACCAGAAAGUAGCCCACUGCUGAUAUGAUGCUGUAUACUUACAUCAUUCAGCGAUCUAACAUGGGAGAAUUACUUCGCAUUGACUGUAUAAGUAAAUGAACAGCUCCAGGACCAGUAAUGUUUAAAAUAUCCUGCUAUAUCAUAGUAUUCAUCGCAGAGGACAUAUUCAGUGUAUGGGUAUAAUGAAGAUGUGGGUGUACUGUAUCAUUAAGAGAGUUAAAAGCUAGCAGAACUAACUGACAGCACCAAGUGUUUUGAAUAAGACACAACGUAACAUGUGGUCCAGCAGCUCAGGUAGCUGGUUGCCUGGCGACAAAAACAAAUUUGAAUUAGGCCAAUCCGUUUAAAAUACACCCCCCAAAAAAUACCCCCUAACUGUUCCAAUAUGGGUAAACCCUCCUGCUUUAAUUUAAACCAGCAACCCAGAAAAGAUUUAUCCCAUGCAGUAAUCUGUGAAAAUUUGAGAGGCCAAGAACUAUAACAGAGAAUAAUUAACUAAAAAAUAUUUACAACUCCUUCCUCUAAGCUAUAUUUUACUUUCCCUUAUAUAAACCCCCAUUAAGAUUUACUGAAACAUUCAAAUUUCCAAACCCACCAGCUGACGAAUCUUCUCUUUGUAGAUUUGCUCUCCAAGUCGGUGUCGAUGUUUUCCUCUGUGCAAAUACCUUCUCUCGAUAGGUACCAAUCAGACAGUUCUGACUAGCAGCCUACAUCUGUUGGUCUUUUGGCAGUUCUCUCCCAACUGUUCAAUUUUUCCCGGUCUUCUACCCUCAAAGCAUCGGAUUGCGUCAUUGACUUUUAAUGUUGCCAAUACACUAAAUUCAAACUUGAUUGGAGUUUGUUUUUUUUUUUAACUUGUUGCCUUGAAAAGAAAGACUUCUUCAAUUCAUGAAGUGACUGUCAUGACCUUAGAAUGACCCAAAGCACUUUAUAGCCAAUGGCGCACUUGAUCGUUGUAAAGAAAGAAAAUCCAGAAACUGGACUGUUUGCCACAUCUAAACUGCUGCAAUAUCUAAAUCUGAUAAUGACAUCUGAAUACCUGACAAGCAAUGGGAAAACUCACUAUUAACACUGAAAGCUCAAUAUGGUAAUAAGGCAGGACUUGGAAUCAUGUGGAGUCAGGACACUAAAUAUUACGUUGUAUGCUUUUCCUGCAACUUGCAGCCAGAUUUAUUCACAGUCUUCAGAACAUAAAUAGGAGCAACUCUGGGUCACGAUGCUCCUUACACCCACUCCAUUAUUUGAUACAAUCAGAUCUUCAACCUCAAUUACCCACCCAAACCCCAUUAUCCUUGAUUCCUGUAAUGUCCAAAACUAUUAUUGAUCUUAGGCUCAAAUAUACUCAGGACUGAGCAUCCACAACCACUUGUGGUAGACAAUUCCAAAGUUUCUCUGCCCUCUGUUUGAAGAAAUUACUUCUUAUCUUCUUAAAAGAUUAAACCUGACUCAGUUCCAUUCUCCCUAAUAAUCUAAUUGACUGUGUAAGGGUUAAACCAUUCACUGACUAUUACUCACCAUCUUAGUGUUUCUCAAAUGUUAUUAAAAUGAAACAAUACUUCUAUAAACAGUGGAAAGUACAUUUAAUAUGUAGUAUUUCAAUCAAAGACCUAUUUUUAAAAUACAUGUAAUAUGUUUUGCAGCUUUUCAAAGUGUAAAACAAUACAUUUGAACAAAAAUAGCAAAUGGAAUAAUAAAGAUGUGAAAUAAAAUCUUAAAGUGUUGGAGAAACUCAUCAAAUCUGGCAGUAUCUGUAGGGAGAGAAACAGAAUGAAUGUCUCGAGUCCAGUAUGACACUGAGUUCCAAAGGCAAAACAUAUUGGGCUUAAAAUGUUAACAGUAUUUUGUUCUCCACAGUUGCUGCUAGACCUGUUGCGUUUCUUCAGCAUUUUCUGUUUUUAACCCCAUA